AUGCGGGGCGCCGACCAGGGCGGCGCCGUCUCCACCCACCUCAUGGGCACGUCUGUCGAGCGCCAGGUCGGCUGGUCGGCCGACGCCAGGAGGGCGAAGCGGAUCCGGCGGCAGCAGUUCGCCAGGGAGGUGCAGUGCGCCAGGCAUCUGUGCGAGCGGCUCGAGAAGUGGGUCAUCGGCCGUGACGAGGCGGGCUUCCUGGCGCAAGCCUCCCGGGAGGCCGCCGCCCUGGCCCGCGCGUCCCUCGGCGGGCGCCUGCUGCGCACCAUCGGCGCCGUCUACGAGCGUUGCGCCGAGAGGUACUUCGAAGGCCUGCGCGGCUCCGCGAUGGACGCCCAGCUCGCCUCGUGGCAGGACAGCGGACACAGUCUCGGGGUGAAGCUGCAGGCCAUGACCAGCGUCGCCCGCUCGGCCUUCGCCAUGCGGAGCAUGCACGAGCACUGCGCCGCCACGGGCUCGCAGGAUGACAAUCCCGUGGUGAGCAUUCGCGUGUGGACGAGCUCGACGGUCGACCAGAUCGCCUUCAAGUACAAGGACGGAAGCGUCAGGACGUGGGGGCGCUUGGAGAGUCCACGCGGAGCCGAGCCAGCACCCUUCGACCUUGCAAACGGAGAGUACCUUGUACAAGUCUCGGCGCGAGUGGGCGAUUCCACCGACGGCAUCCAGUUCACAACCUCCCGUGGCAAAAGCAGCAUAUGGUACGGGGACAGCAGCGCCGGGAGCGACUGCACGUGGACCGCGCAGAGCGGCUUCCACAUCCGCGGCUUCCAGUCGAGGGAGGAAGAAGCCUCGAGACCGGUCCCGAGCAUCACGGACGUCGAGGAGAUUCAGAUCAAGGCAGACAAUCCGGUCGUGAGCGUCCGCGUCCAGUCGACCGGCUCCGAGGUGGACCAGAUCGUCUUCGGGUACAAGGACGGGAGCACCCGGGCGUGGGGUGAGGCCGGGGCCCAGGGCGCGGCCGAGCACGCGGCGACGUUCGACCUUGCGCCUGGCGAGCACCUCGCGCACGUGGAGGUGAGAGUAGGAGACUCCACGCAGGGCGUCCAGUUCACGACCUCCCGGGGCAGGAAGAGCGCCUGGUACGGGCACGACGCCGGCAGCCCCUGCGCCUGGACCGCGCGGAGCGGCCACCACAUCCACGGCCUGAAGACGCUGGCGGGAGCCUCGAAGCCCGUCGCGGGCAUCACGGAGAUCGAGGAGAAGCAGAUCCAGGCCGACCCGGAGGCCGCGCGGCAGAGCUGCCUGGAGGAGUCCCUGCCGGUGUUCCUGCAGGCGAUCUGGGACAUUUCCGCGUUGGACAUUGAAAGCACGACGAGGAGCGUCUGCGAGAAGGUGCUGAAGGACUGCAGCGUGCCCUGGCAGCUGCGCCACCGGCGCGCUGUGGCGCUGUUGCGGCUGGGGCGCCUGCUGCGCGACGCGGGGCAGGUAGACAGAAAGGACCUGUCCGACUCGAAGGAGGUCAAGCAGCACCUCGAGGAGGCCCUGCUCGGCGCGAUGCGCGACCGGGGCUGA
Messenger RNA from Prorocentrum cordatum, 1512 nucleotides. Lineage: Eukaryota; Dinophyceae; Prorocentrales; Prorocentraceae. The record is from the annotation of a GenBank genome assembly.